Messenger RNA from Papilio machaon (common yellow swallowtail), 958 nucleotides. Its product is annotated as LITAF domain-containing protein-like. Lineage: Eukaryota; Metazoa; Arthropoda; Insecta; Lepidoptera; Papilionidae. The record is from RefSeq and is a predicted model, not a curated record. Gene Ontology annotation, molecular function: zinc ion binding. The coding region runs from base 191 to 592 and encodes 133 amino acids. The transcript is spliced from 4 exons.
UGAUCUUUGGUGGAAUGCUAACAUGGAAUGGAUGAAAACUGUCAAACAGUACCAUUUGACGAACUGAGUGUGUGUAUUGUGUGGUGAUAAAUAUUCAAUUACGGGCAUUUAAAACAAAACAUUGUUAAGCCGUGAAUUAAAAUAGGAUUAUUGCGUUAUUGAUUUUCGAGCAAAUAUCGGAGAACUCAAAAUGGAGAAGAUGGGUAAUCCGCCGCCAUAUGGAUGGGGAAAUGGCCCGAGGAUGCAGCCUCCGCCAGCCGCGCCGCCGAGUUACUCACAAGCUGUGGGUGGUGUGGGACCUUCAAGUCCUUACACACCGCAAUAUCCUGCAACGGCGGGUCCACCAAUCGUGACUACUGUUGUGCCAGUGGGAUCGCAUCCAACCCACAUGAUCUGCCCCAGUUGCCAGGCCGAGAUUGACUCGGAGACUCAAACAAAGCCGGGCAUCAUUGCUUAUAUCUCUGGGGCCAUCAUCGCACUUGGCGGUUGUUUCUGCGGCUGUUGCUUGAUUCCGUGCUGUAUUGACAGCUGUAUGGAUGUACAUCAUCGCUGCCCCAACUGCAGCGCCUACCUCGGCCGCUAUCGUCGAUAAACACCCGUACAACUAGCAUAACUCCCUUCAAACAUCGGACCUUCCGAGUGAUAGGGAGAGCAUUUAACUCUUAAUGUUGUCCUUGUAACCGUAGAAUUACACUGCAAUAAUCAUUUGUAUGAAUAUAAAUUGUUAUCAAUUUCAUUCUCACGACAGUCGAAUUCUACGGUUAAACUAUCCCAGCGUAAUCUCUUCUCAAUUUAUCCAAGUCGAUGUUAGUAUGUCCUAAGUCAAAACCUAGAUCUAGUCUAGUAUCCGCAUCACACUAGUAGGUAGAUCCCCUGAAUCUCGUAUACCUUUUUUGAAACAAUAUUGAUGUCUAUUAUACAAUAUACAACUUUUAUUAAUUUAAGAUACACAUUAAUG